AUGGAUAGCAUCGUAGACUCAUUGAACAAAGCAUACGAGAAGUUUGUUCUUGCCUCGGCUAAUGUACUUGAGUCCAAGGACACUAAUGUUGCUGCGUUGGAGAAUUUCAAGGAGAAAUGGGAAUUGUUCCGUGUGGCUUGUGAUCAAGCCGAGGAUUUUGUGGAGUCAGUGAAGCAGAGCAUUGGAUCUGACUGUUUAGUUGAUGAAGCUACUGGUAUUUCUGCUGCAAUAGAAAACUUACGCCAAGCAACUAAGGACUAG
Molecule: messenger RNA, 261 nt
Organism: Arabis nemorensis
Lineage: Eukaryota; Viridiplantae; Streptophyta; Magnoliopsida; Brassicales; Brassicaceae
Source: the annotation of a GenBank genome assembly